AUGAAGCUCUUCCUUCUGUGCAGCGUUCUCGCUGUCGGUGCGAUGGCCGAUCUGUGGUACGUCAAGAAUCCGACGAAGAAAGAUUCGGUGUGCGCGAUGGUGGAAUCGAAGCCCACCCUCAGCAUCCACCAAGGCAAUACGUCUUUCACGCUGGAUAUCGUCAACGCCACUGUCACCGGCACCUGCUACGAUGUAGUCCCCGUCAACGGCUUGCAGCACGGGAACAUCAUGACGGUCGCCUUCUUCCCGGAUGGUCCCAUCCCGAACAUCACCGACACCUGGAAAUUGACGCUGCAGUUCGUCAAGAUCGAGAACGAGUACCAGCUUGCCAACUGGACCCUUGAGGUGCACCCCACCGAGAAGUACAACGUGUCGGGCGUCUACCAGCGCGCCCUCAACUCGACCACGUACAGCGCCGCCGUUCUCCACGCCAUCACCUGCCACUCGUUGCCGCUCAACUUUGAAGACGGUGUGCAAGUCGUUCUGGGUGAAGCCCGCGCCGUCGCCUUCGAAGACUUCGAUACGCCCGUCUGGCCCAAGGGAUUGGAGAAUGACGUGUGCCCUGCUGACCUGCCCGACAAGCCGAAGACGUCCGCCGUGGUACCGAUCAUCGUCGGCUGCUUCCUCGUUGGCCUCGUCGUCAGCGUGUUCGUCGCCUACCUCAUCGGCCGCCACCGCAACCGCACCCGUGGAUACGCCUCGGUA
This is a messenger RNA of Mesorhabditis spiculigera, 705 nucleotides long. NCBI's taxonomy places the organism in Eukaryota, Metazoa, Nematoda, Chromadorea, Rhabditida, Rhabditidae. The record is from the annotation of a GenBank genome assembly.